Messenger RNA from Punica granatum (pomegranate), 1850 nucleotides. NCBI's taxonomy places the organism in Eukaryota, Viridiplantae, Streptophyta, Magnoliopsida, Myrtales, Lythraceae. The record is from RefSeq and is a predicted model, not a curated record.
UAGCUUCAUAGAGAGAGAAAGAGAGGAGUAAGCACGCAGAGCAAGCGAUCUCUAGAGAGAGAAAGCUCGAAAACCCCCCCACUCGCACAGUCGAUCUCAUCUCCUCUCUCUCUCUCUCUCUCUCUCUCUCUCACUAUCAGUCCUCCAUUGUCAAAUACUCGAAUGUCUCGCCUCAAAGCUUCCUCCUCCAUUACCAUACCCAUUGGCCCAAUGCUCCAUUGUCCCGCCCCCUGCUCCCUCGAUUGACUGCUCCCUCAUUCCCGUCGUGUCUCUUCUCUGCUCAUCGAAAGCGGUGGGCAGCUAGCUCAACCGGUGUGUCUAGGGUUUUUGGUGAUGGCAGCGUGGUGAUUCGAUGGCGACGAGGCUUCUGGAUUUCCCGCCGCUGGUGCUGCGGCGGGGGCGCGAGCUGGAGUGCGGGAAGGCGGGGAGGAAGGGCGGGAGGUUUGGCCGAGUCAGGGCGAGUCGGGGUCGGAUCAGGUGCUGCUGCUCCGACCCGGUAGUUCCUGCUCGGAGGACGAAGAGUGCGGAGAAGGCCGAGGAUAUGUGGCGGUUCGAUCCGCAAAAGGUCCCGCCCGGUCCCAGAGUUCGAGUCCAUGCCACGCCUUCCAGGCCAUUCUCUUCUCCUCCAUCACAUUUUGUCUCCAGGCAAGAAAAGUUUUCUCCCCGAUGCACCCCAAGAGGUUCUGGUCCGCAGUCCCGUGAUACUCCACCUAAAAGAGAUUUUCUAUCAAUUGAUCCUAGACACUGGUAUUGCAAAUGAGAAGGACUGGGGCAUCAACUUGUUAAAUGAACAUGUUAAUGAGUCUGGCACUAAUGAAGAUGGCAGCGCUUGGUAUAGGGAGAGCGGGGAGGACCUGGGUGAUAAUGGAUACAGAUGUAGAUGGACAAGGAUGGGUGGCCGAUCUCAUGAUGGUUCUUCCGAAUGGAAAGAAACGUGGUGGGAGAAAAGUGACUGGAGUGGUUACAAGGAGCUAGGAGUUGAGAAAUCUGGUAGAAAUGCUGAAGGGGAUUCAUGGUGGGAGACAUGGAAUGAAGUUCUUUAUCAAGAUGAGUGGAGUAAUUUAGCCAGGAUAGAGAGGAGUGCCCAGAAACAAGCAAAAUCCGGAACUGAAAAUGCUGGGUGGUAUGAGAAAUGGUGGGAAAAAUAUGAUGCUAAAGGGUGGACUGAGAAGGGCGCCCACAAGUAUGGCAGAUUGAAUGAACAAUCAUGGUGGGAAAAGUGGGGAGAGCACUAUGAUGGUAGAGGAUCCGUCUUGAAAUGGACAGAUAAAUGGGCAGAGACAGAACUUGGAACCAAAUGGGGAGACAAGUGGGAAGAGAAAUUCUUUGCCGGAAUAGGUUCACGCCAAGGGGAGACCUGGCAUGUUUCUCCGAGUGGUGAACGAUGGUGGAGAACAUGGGGUGAAGAGCACUUUGGAAACGGGAAGGUGCACAAAUACGGAAAGAGCACGACCGGAGAAAGCUGGGACAUUGUCGUGGAUGAGGAGACCUGUUAUGAGGCGGAGCCUCACUACGGUUGGGCAGAUGUGGUUGGCGAUUCGACGCAGUUGCUAUCGAUCCAACCCCGCGAGAGGCCUCCCGGAGUUUUCCCGAAUCUCGACUUUGGAUCAAUCCCUUCACCUCCGCUGGAGGAUUCUCCCGACUCCCCUUCCCAGUAGCCAAGGAGAAGAUUUUGCUUCUAAGUUUGAUUGCCCAUCAGGUUUGGUGGCUGGCUGGCUUGCUAGGCUUCUCUUUUAGCUUUAGGUGGUUCUGAAAUAUCUCUUCUUGUCCAAACCCCGAUUGUAGUACUGUGGUCUCGAACUAUCGAUGUAUCAGAAAGGAUGUGAAUUAAUUAUUGUUUGAUUGGUUCA